CUGGGCAGGGCGAGCCCUUCAUAAAGCGGCGCGGCGGCGGCAGCGCACCCAGCCCGCUCCCCGGCUCGGCUCGGCACGGCACGGCACGAUGGAGACGGGCGGGUGCCGCAUGGGCGGCGCGGAGCCGGGCGCCCCGGCGAUGAUCACGCUGGAGGACCUGGACGGGAUGGCGGAGGACAGCCCCGACUCGGCGUACCACAGCAACGGCAGCAGCCUGGAGGAGGAGGCCGAGCGCAUGGAGGACGAGGAGCAGGAGCGGCUGCUGAGCUACUGGCAGAGCGUGGGCAGGGGGCACCAGGUGGACGUGCCCCGGGAGAUGGCAGAGCCAAUUCAGCAGCUGACUAGAAAUAACAAUCCCCAGGAGAGACAGACCAUCCCAUUUACUCUGAUCCAGCGCAAAGAAAAGCUUGGAGAUCUGCUUUACGAAAAACGUCAGUAUGGAAAAGCCAAGUGGGCUUGCAUAAAAAUGAAAGAAAAACAGUAUGAACAGAGCAUAUGCCUUGGAUUCAUGAAGCUUAUGAGGUACAUUUGUGAGCAGAAUUCCUCAGGACUGUACUUGGGGAUAACAAUACCCAUUGUGACCAUAGUCCAUACAAACGAAUCUCAAUCGGAGAUGACACAGUCAGUGACAGUAGCAUACUACCUGCCUGAAGUGCUGCAGGACGAGCCACCUCAUCCUUUUGAUUCUGACAUAAUAAUUGAAGAAUGGCCUUCUACUAUUGUUUAUAGUAGGAGCUUCAGAGGAAUCACCAAUGAAGACUCUAUAAUGAGAGAAAUAAACCUGUUGGCAGAAAUUCUGGAGAGUCCCGAGUUAUGUUUGCAGGACACGUUCAUCAUUGCAGGAUACACGAAUCCAGCUGCUGCCAAUCGACACAAUGAGAUAUGGUUCCUUCAAAGACCAUAGCUUCUCAUUUCUGAUGCUUGUCAGUCACAAGAAUCAGUUCUGAUUUACUGGCAGAAUCUUACAGGUGAAUCACAUGAGACUAGAUGUCAAACCCUCAAAGAUUUUAGAAAUGUGGCUUUUAGUCAGUGUAGCAAGGCAAUCACUCCAACUUAAUAAUCAAAGGUAACACCUGAAACAUACACCUAUGUCAACUUUCCUAUGUCAACUUUCACAGUUUUUACACAAUUUUAUGGAGAUUUUUAGCACUUUAAAGGUUAGUUCACCUUAUCUUUUUUUACAAGAUAAGGGAGACAGAGACCUCUCUCCUCAUCCACUUAUUAGCACCUCUAGACUGCUUGUGGCUUGGGACAGUCCUAGGGGAGAUCCUGGAGCCCAUGGCCUGGCCUGCUCUGGGUACCUAGUGCUGCACCAGGACACAAAGUCCUUCUUGGGGCUUUCAGUGGGACACACAUUAAAAGCACCUCGCACAUGCAGGCUAUGCUUCAGAAAAAGAAUGCUCAGGCCUUAAUUUCUGAAGAAAACUACCAGAUGUAGACCACUGAGAUUAAACCAAUGAGUAAGAGUAGGCCAACACUGACUACUUUUAAUGUCAUCAUCUGUGGCGCAAAGAUUCUUAAUGCUUACCUCAAAAAGCGUUCAACCAAAGUAUUUUUAACCUUGAGAAGAGACCAAGGUGGUAGAACAGUCCUAAUGGUGAUUAAAGUUUUGAUAGCAAAAGUUACAGGUUACCUUAAUCACACACUCAUAGUAAUCCCACAACUAUAUUCAGCAUUCCUGAAUAGAAAGUGGUUAUUCUUAACUCUUCAGUUUUCUGAACACUUUCUUCUUACAACUUUGCUGAAUGUUAAAACACCAGAGCUGAAGUAAUUUGUUCAGUACUUUUCAGAGUCUUCUGG
This is a messenger RNA of Harpia harpyja (harpy eagle), 1800 nucleotides long. RefSeq names its product heme-binding protein 2-like. The coding region runs from base 89 to 904 and encodes 271 amino acids. The transcript has 5 exons. The record is from RefSeq and is a predicted model, not a curated record. NCBI's taxonomy places the organism in Eukaryota, Metazoa, Chordata, Aves, Accipitriformes, Accipitridae.